Parasteatoda tepidariorum (common house spider) is the source of this 2701-nucleotide messenger RNA. It is a transcript of the gene ND-75, whose product is annotated as NADH dehydrogenase (ubiquinone) 75 kDa subunit. Gene Ontology annotation, cellular component: membrane. Gene Ontology annotation, biological process: ATP synthesis coupled electron transport. The record is from RefSeq and is a predicted model, not a curated record. Gene Ontology annotation, molecular function: iron-sulfur cluster binding; NADH dehydrogenase (ubiquinone) activity. Lineage: Eukaryota; Metazoa; Arthropoda; Arachnida; Araneae; Theridiidae.
UACCUUUCAUAAAUGCGGUUUUUUUCCUUAUAACUGUAACCCCCAAGACCUUCAUGGAAGGUUUUGAUUGUUGAUUCCGAAACGUAAACAUUAAAUCUGAUAAAAAAUGUCACACCCUUUUUGGAAAUCUAACUUACAUAAAACAUUUCUACCUUGGCUUAUACAAAGGGCCAAGAAUGUUACUGCAGUGCAAGCAAAACCAAAGAAAUUAGAAGUUUUCAUUGAUGACAAGCUUGUCCUUGUAGAUCCUGGUACUACUGUACUGCAAGCAGCUGCUAUGGUUGGUGUAGAAAUUCCUCGCUUUUGUUAUCAUGAAAGACUCUCCAUUGCUGGAAAUUGCAGAAUGUGUUUAGUUGAAGUGGAGAAGUCCCCCAAGCCUGUUGCCGCUUGUGCUAUGCCUGUUAUGAACGGAUGGAGAGUUAAAACCAACUCCGACAUGACGAAAAAAGCCAGAGAGGGAGUAAUGGAAUUUCUUUUGAUAAAUCAUCCCCUGGACUGUCCCAUUUGUGAUCAAGGAGGUGAAUGUGACUUGCAGGAUGAAGCUAUGGCUUUUGGAAGUGACCGCAGCAGAUUUCAAGACAUUUAUUACACUGGGAAAAGGGCUGUAGAGGAUAAGGAUAUUGGACCCCUUGUCAAAACAAUUAUGACUAGAUGCAUUCACUGCACAAGAUGUGUUCGGUUUGGAAGUGAGGUGGCUGGUGUUGAUGAGUUAGGUACAACUGGUCGAGGAAGUGACAUGCAAAUAGGUACUUAUGUUGAAAAAAUGCUGGAAUCAGAGCUGUCUGGCAACAUUAUUGAUCUCUGUCCUGUUGGUGCACUAACAUCAAAACCUUAUGCUUUUACUGCUAGACCAUGGGAAACUAGAAAAACUGAAUCUAUUGACGUUUUAGACGCUGUUGGAUCUAAUAUUAUAGUUAGUACACGAACAGGAGAAGUUAUGAGGAUUUUACCACGUUUGAAUGAGGAAGUGAAUGAAGAAUGGAUUUCUGAUAAGACUAGAUUUGCUUAUGAUGGUCUGAAAGCUCAGCGCUUGGUUACGCCCUUGGUCAAAUCUGAAUCUGGUUCUUUAACUGCCUGUGAUUGGGAAGAAGCAUUGAUUAAGGUUUCAAAACAGAUCGGAUCUGUUUCUCCUGAUAAAAUAGUUGGAGUUGCUGGGGGAUUAGUGGAUGCUGAAGCACUGGUUGCUCUUAAAGAUUUUCUGAAUAAAUUAGGAUCAGAGAAUUUGUUUACUGAAGAAAAGUUUCCAACUGAUGGAUCUGGCUGUGAUAUCAGAAGCAGUUAUUUACUAAACAGCAAGAUAUCCGGAGUUGAAGAGGCAGAUUUAAUUUUGCUUAUUGGUACAAAUCCAAGGUAUGAAGCUCCCAUGUUCAAUGCCCGCAUUCGCAAAGCUUGGAUUCAUAAUAAUUUAGAUGUUGCUGUUAUUGGACCAAAACUUAAUUUAACUUAUGAUUAUGAACAUUUAGGAGAUUCACCAAAUCUACUGAAAGAAAUUGCAUCAGGAAAUCACCAGUUUUCUAAGAAACUUUCAGCUGCUCGCAAUCCUAUUGUUGUUUUGGGCAGUGAAGUUCUCCAAAGAGCAGAUGGAGCAUCAAUUCAUGCACUUGUUCAAAAGAUUUCACUUCAGUGUCAAAAAGCAGAUGGACAUAAAGCUCUUAACAUUUUGCACCGAGUUGCCAGUCAAGUUGCUGCGCUAGAUAUUGGUUACAAGUCUAAUCCUGAUGAAAUUGAAAAGAUUCAGCCUAAAUUAUUGUAUCUUGUUGGGGCUGAUGAAGGUGUAAUUUCAAAAGAAAAUUUGCCCAAAGAUUGUUUUAUUAUUUACCAAGGUCACCAUGGUGACAAAGGAGCUGAAAUAGCUGAUAUUGUUUUACCUGGAGCAGCCUAUACGGAAAAGCAAGGUACUUACGUUAAUACUGAAGGACGCUCUCAGCAAACAUUACAAUCAAUAACUCCUCCAGGAUUGGCUAAAGAAGAUUGGAAAAUUAUCAGAGCACUAUCUGAAGUUGCAGGUCACAGACUUUCAUAUGAUAGUUUAGCUGAAAUAAGAAAUAGAAUGGAGCAAAUAGCCCCACAUCUUACCCAAUAUAAUGAAGUAGAAGAUUCUAACUAUCUAGCUCAAAGUUCUGAACUUAGUUUUAAUAAAACCAUUCAAUUGGAGUCAAAUCCUCUGGAUACCACGUUAAAGUUUUUGAAAGAUUUUUAUAUGACUGAUUCUAUUAGUAGAGCCUCUGCAACUAUGGCUAAAUGUGUUCAAGCAGCUGAAAAACUAGAUGCUACUUCUUGAAUUCUUAAUAUUCAGUUUAAUUUAUGUACCUUCUUGUAUUGACCUAGACUUCCUGUAAGUUUAGAAAAAUAUCCUUAUUCAUAUACUGUUGUAAUAUAAUUUUACAUUGGAAAUUAAAUGUUUUAUUGAUCCUAUUAAAAAUAUUCUUAGUGUAAUUGAUUAUUUGUCUAUCAUUUAGUUUGCCAAGUGACUAUUGUAUAAUGGAAAAAGUAGUUUUUAACAGAGGCAUUUCUUUUCAAUAGAAGUUUUUUUUUUCAAAGAAAAAAAAAGAGAGAGAAAGAAAACUAAUUUUUUGCUGUAAGAUGUUACAAAAUUUCAGGAAAACUUAUUAAAUUUGAAUAAACAUGCAAAAAAAUGAGUUUGUUACCUUUGAAACUUCAAUGUAAUCUAUCUAGAUUAUUAAAGAAUAUUUUUAAGAAA